AUGAUUACUUCAAUUGUUCCGGGGGAGUCUCUGCUCUCCGACCCAAAUACCGGACACCCCGUCCCGGAAUCCCAACGGUCACGGCCCAGGUCACUCGGCGACGCCCUACGGGCUGCCGGCAUGACAAUCGAUGGGCCCAGUGCAAGUCUCGGCUCUGAAACUCCAAGCGAAGAAGACUAUGAAGAGAACGUCCGACCAACCUUGACAGAACCUUCUGCUGUCCGUAAUCGUUACGCCCGUCGAGGCCACUCACGAGCAGAAGCGCUGCUCUUAUCAAGUGCAGAUUUUGAUAAAUUCACCAACCAAACAAAUUCACGCCAUGGCCGUCGUGACUCAGGCAUUUAUCUCGUCUCAGAUGAAGACAACAGCCUGCAGCAACUACUAAAGAGCAGCUCGCAAUGGUCACAGGAAUCUACCAGUCCGAAGCCUCGACGGCGCAAAUUCGCAGACCUUGUCUUCACCAGCCAAGUCUCAGCCUUCGACCGCCAUAAUCCAUCUGCAUCAAACAGUCCAUUCCACGGCUUCUAUACACUAUUCUGGCUAGCUGUUACUCUUUUCGUCAUAAAGAUAUCUGUACAGAACUGGCAAGUUUACGGAAAUCCUCUUGGAAGUAGCGACAUCAUGAAAACUAUGUUUCAUCGGGAUGUAAUAUUUCUUCUGCUCUCUGAUGGCAUUAUGUGUGCUUGCACAGCUAUGACUUGGUUGAUUCAACGGCUUGUAUCUGCAAACUAUCUGAAUUGGGAUAGAACUGGUUGGAUCGUCCAGAACAUAUGGCAAACUGCAUUCAUCGCGGGCGUUAUUGGCCUGACGCUUUGGCGUGACUGGCCAUGGACUCAUACUGUGUUUUUCGUCCUCCAUGGUCUAGUCAUGCUGAUGAAACAACAUUCUUAUGCCUUCUACAACGGUCACCUGUCUUCAAUUUAUAAGCAGCGCGCUACCAUAAUGAAGAAGCUCAAGCAACUAGACAAGGUUGACCCAGCCACGACUCCUUCGCAAACCGAGUCCCCUGCAGCGACCAUAUCGACGCAGCACCUUAGUGCUACCCCCUCUGCUGAGGAACGUCGCAAGUCUAUCUCAGCUCAGCCCGACCAGGAACAGACAAAUGUUGAAAAGAUUUCACAAGCCAUUGCCUCUCAUGUUCCUUUGGACGAUGAGCAAAUUGCUCUCUUCCAGCGCAUCAUGAACUGGGAGGUGGAUGCCAUGACAGACGAGCUAAAAGGGACCGCUCUCACCAUGGAUAGAGCAUACCCAAACAAUCUGUCUUUCAUUGAGCAUUACAAAUGGAUACCUUUACCAACUCUUGUUUACGAAAUAGAAUACCCAAGAUCCGAUUCUAUUCACUGGCCAUACGUAUGGGAGAAGGUUGUAGCGAUGGUCGGCAUCUUGUUCGUCAUGGUGCAAGUCUCACAGUACUCUAUAUACCCUGUUGUUAUGAAAACAGUGGAGAUGAAAGAGAACGGUGUGCCACUGUCCGGAAGAUUUCAGGAGUUUCCAGGACUUCUUCUUGAUCUUAUAUUCCCUUUCAUGAUGGAAUACUUGCUGGUCUGGUAUCUCAUAUGGGAGACUAUUUUGAAUAUCCUGGCUGAGUUGACAUGCUUUGCUGAUCGAAACUUUUAUGACGCAUGGUGGAAUAGCGUCUCGUGGGACCAGUUUGCCCGUGACUGGAAUCGUCCAGUCCACGUCUUCCUUCUCCGACACGUCUACCACAGCUCUAUCUCGUCCUUGAAGGUCAACAAACACACUGCAACCCUUAUCACGUUCUUCUUGUCAGCAUGUGCUCACGAGUUGGUCAUGUGGUGUUUGUUCAAGAAGUUGAGAGGCUAUCUUCUUGUCCUCCAAAUGUGCCAACUGCCACUGGUCAGGCUGAGCCGUACCAAGUGGCUACGAGGACGUAAAACAUUGGGGAACCUGAUCUUUUGGCUUGGAAUUUUUACCGGCCCAAGUUUGUUAUGCAGCUUGUACUUGAUCCUCUGA
Molecule: messenger RNA, 1974 nt
Organism: Fusarium sp. VM40
Lineage: Eukaryota; Fungi; Ascomycota; Sordariomycetes; Hypocreales; Nectriaceae
Source: the annotation of a GenBank genome assembly